UUCAUUCAUCCGAAAUCCCCACCCCAUCCAUCCAUACCCUGCCAGUCUUCUCGUCUCUCUCGUCGGCGGCCGUGGUGUCCCCUCCCCUCCUCUCCUCCCAGCAAGAUCCGGUGUGCCGGCGUACCAGCACCUCCACCCGUCUGACGGUGACGGCCUGACGGGCGAUGCGCUGGGCGGGCCUCCGUCGGCACGAGUUCCUCUCAGCCGGGCGGUCCUAGCAGCUCACGGCCCCACCAUCUGGCAGGUAGCCGGCGGCGGAGCAGCAGUGCCUUCUCCUUUGACGGGCAACACGCCCACACGGCAACAAGACCUUCUCCUUCGGCACCGCGACCCAUCUCCUCCCUUCGCUCCCCCAGCGCCCGCCGCUCUCCACGCGGUCGGGCCGUGCGCCGCUUUCCACGCUCCCCUGCCCAGCUGCAGCUCGAGUCCGGCUGGUGCGGCAGCACCCUCCCUUCCCACGACUUCUCUGUUCUUUCUCUCGGCCUCGUCUUCCUUUCCUAGCGGCGACCACAGGGCGAGUUGUUCUGCCCGUUGUUCGUCGAGCGACGGGCGCUUCGCCGGCGACGAACAUCCGACAGGGCUUGUUCUUGGAGAAGGGUUUGCUGAGGAAGCCGCAGCCAGUUAGCCAUGUCGUCCUCCGUGCUUAGGGCUGCGGCCAACAGGGCCAUCCGGAGGCAGGCCCUCACGCUGACGGAUGCCGCAGCGUCCAGGAUCCGGCAGCUCCUCAGCCUGAGGCAGCGGCCAUACCUGCGGCUCGGCGUCAAAGCCCGAGGCUGCAACGGCCUCUCAUACACGCUCAACUAUGCCGAUGAGAAGGGGAAGUUUGAUGAGCUUGUCGAGGAGAAAGGGGUUAAAGUGCUUAUCGACCCCAAGGCAUUAAUGCAUGUUAUUGGCACCAAGAUGGACUAUGUUGAUGAUCCACUGAAGUCCGAGUUUGUGUUCAUAAACCCAAAUUCCAAAGGGGAGUGUGGCUGCGGUGAAUCUUUUAUGACUACAAGCAGCAAAGGGUCCACAUCAUGAUGCGUUUUGCGUUGUAAAUGCAUAAGCAAAGUAUCGGAGGCCUCAGCUACUGAUUUUGUUGGGUCUGUUGUGUUGCAACCUUGCAGGACAUGCCACAAGAGUGGUUACCUAAUGGAUGCACCUAACUUGCAUGUACUUCUUUGUUCACCCCAGCCAUGUUGUAUACAUGGAGUGAUUUAUCCAUGUUCUGUAUAUUUUGAUGGCUCACGAUAUAAGACCUCGAAAGUUUAUCAAAUUUUUAGCGCCA
Molecule: messenger RNA, 1267 nt
Organism: Panicum hallii
Lineage: Eukaryota; Viridiplantae; Streptophyta; Magnoliopsida; Poales; Poaceae
Product: iron-sulfur assembly protein IscA-like 1, mitochondrial
Exons: 4
Coding region: 628-1020 (130 amino acids)
Biological process (GO): iron-sulfur cluster assembly
Cellular component (GO): cytoplasm; mitochondrion
Molecular function (GO): 2 iron, 2 sulfur cluster binding
Source: RefSeq, a predicted model, not a curated record